Xyrauchen texanus (razorback sucker) is the source of this 6703-nucleotide messenger RNA. RefSeq names its product regulating synaptic membrane exocytosis 2b (gene rims2b). The coding region runs from base 254 to 4822 and encodes 1522 amino acids. The record is from RefSeq and is a predicted model, not a curated record. The transcript is spliced from 36 exons. Lineage: Eukaryota; Metazoa; Chordata; Actinopteri; Cypriniformes; Catostomidae. Gene Ontology annotation, biological process: positive regulation of synaptic transmission; regulation of synaptic plasticity; intracellular protein transport. Gene Ontology annotation, molecular function: transmembrane transporter binding; small GTPase binding. Gene Ontology annotation, cellular component: presynaptic membrane; cytoskeleton of presynaptic active zone.
CCGCCUCGCUCGCUCACCUAUCGGACCGUUUCCACUAUUGCAUCCAUUUUUGUGCAUUCAAGAAUUCUGUUGGAGUUAACAGCAGCCGGGAGGGUAUCAAGGAAAGUGGCGAAAGCGAGGACACCGACAACCGCAAAAUAAGUGACCGCGGGCCGCGCCAUUGGACGAUGCGCGAGAGCUCUCCAUAAGAGCAGCAGCCAUGGGUUAGACUGCUUUCACCAUGAUUGCAAAAUAAAAGCACCCACACCUGAAAAUGUCUGCCCGGGGUGGCCCGGCCGCAACCCCUGCGGCUCCCGCUCAACCGGACAUGCCGGACCUGAGCCACCUCACCGAGGAGGAGAGAAAGAUCAUCCUCUCGGUCAUGGACCGACAGAAGAAAGAGGAGGAGAAAGAGCAGUCCAUGUUGAAGAAGCUGCACCAGCAGUUUGAAAUGUACAAGGACCAGGUGAAGAAGAUCGGGGACGAGGCCCAAAAGAAUCCAGAGCAGAAGAGCGACUCGCCCACCUGUGGGAUCUGCCACAAAACCAAGUUUGCCGAUGGCUGCGGCCACGUCUGUUCUUAUUGCCAAACUAAGUUCUGCGCUCGCUGUGGAGGACGCGUCUCCUUACGGUCUAAUAAAGUAAUGUGGGUUUGCAACCUGUGCCGAAAACAACAAGAAAUCCUCACUAAGUCAGGAGAGUGGUUCUACAGCAGUUCUGAGGGGUCCAGAUCAGGGUCCCAAGCCAAAAGGAGGGGAGGCCCAGCCGGAGCAAGUCAGGACCCUCUCAGAAACGGUUCAGGGAACCCCGCAGACAGAAAAAGAAGCCCAUCGGCAUCCAGGGAUCCAAACGCGGCAUAUAACCAAAGGGAGGGGGAAGUAGGAUUGCAGUAUGCCCCGGCUGAAGGUGGCAUGCCCCGUUCUCCGUCCGACUACGGACGGGACCCUGGCCGUUCGCCAAGGAGUUCAAGGAUGUACGACGAGGUGGGUGGUUAUCUAGACAGUCGAGGACGCUGGCACUCCCAAGGCCAGCGUUUGGAUGGCCAGUUAGAUGACUAUGAACUCCAGAGGCGCCGUGAGGAGGAGUACCAGGCCCGAUACCGCAGCGAUCCCAACCUGGCGCGCUACCCAGUCAAACCCCAGCCCUACGAGGAGCAAAUGCGCAUUCAUGCACAGGUGUCACGAGCUCGGCACGAGCGCCGCCAUAGUGACGUCUCGCUUGCCUACACAGAACUUGACGAGCCACUACAUGGACCUGGUAGGCGGCAGUCUCGCCUUCCUUUAUUGGGAGGCCCAAGUCAACGCUCGUACUCGGUGGACAGGAGCUCACCAGGACAUCGGACAUCCAACCAUAGCCCACCGACACCACAUCGCAGCCCUGUGCUGGGCGACAGCCGGAGAGGACUGGGAGAUCCCGCAAGGAAACCCAUACCCCAACAGCACCAUUUGGACCCUAGCUCAGCCAUGCGCAGGAACAAACGGGACAAAAUGGAUAGCAUGCUGCGAAACGACUCUUUAAGCUCGGACCAAUCCGAGUCGGUUCGAACUCUUCCACCCCGACCCCACCGUAGCAAGCACAUUGGCAAGCUUAGAGCCAUGGGCAGCUUCAGUAGCUCAGAGGAGGAGCUGGCUACCACGCCAGAGUACACCAGCUGUGAGGACGUGGAGUUGGAAAGUGAGUCCAUCAGUGAAAAAGGAGAUAUGGAUGGUCACUGGUGGGACCAUGCGUCUUGGCAUAGCGAGGCAUCCUCUAUAUCAAUGCACCCGGUAACAUGGCAACCGUCCAAAGAUGGAGACCGCCUAAUAGGGCGGAUAGUGCUUAACAAACGGAUGAAAGAUGGCACGGUGCCACAAGACACAGGGGCACUGCUUGGUCUCAAGGUGGUGGGAGGGAAGAUGACAGAGUCUGGGAGACUUUGUGCUUUCAUCACGAAGGUGAAGAAAGGAAGUCUAGCAGAUACUGUCGGCCGUCUGAGACCAGGUGAUCAGGUUCUGGAGUGGAACGGGAGAGUCUUACAGGGAGCCACAUUCAAGGAAGUUUACAAUAUCAUUCUAGAAUCCAAGCCUGAGCCGCAGGUGGAGCUGGUGGUCUCACGGCCCAUUGGAGAUGUUCCUAGAAUACCAGAGAGUACUCAUGGACAACUUGAAUCAAGUUCAAGUUCCUUUGAAUCGCAAAAAAUGGGCCCUUCCAUCUCCAUCACUUCCCCUAUGAGUCCUGGCAUGCUCCGAGACACCCCUCAGUAUCUUUCUGGACAGCUCUCAAGUCCAUGCCUUAGUAGAAGAACCACGCCUUUUGUCCCUAGGGUCCAGGUGAAGCUCUGGUACGAUAAAGUGGGACAUCAACUCAUUGUAACUAUCCUGGGCGCCAAAGACCUGCCUGCACAAGAAGACGGGCGGCCCAGGAAUCCCUACGUCAAAAUCUACUUCCUCCCUGACAGAAGUGACAAAAGCAAGAGAAGAACGAAAACAGUAAAGAAAUCCCUAGAGCCCAAGUGGAACCAGACAUUCAUGUACUCACCAGUGCACAGACGAGAGUUCAGAGAGCGUAUGCUGGAGAUCACACUAUGGGAUCAGGCCAGAGUCCGAGAGGAGGAAAGCGAGUUCCUAGGAGAGAUUCUAAUAGAGCUGGAGACAGCCCUGGUGGACGAUCAGCCUCACUGGUAUAAGCUACAAACACAUGACCAAUCUUCUAUGCCCCUGCCUAAGCCCUCACCAUACAUGCAGAGACGAAUCCUACAUGGAGAGAGCCCCACGCGCAGGUUACAGAACAAAGGCCCGUAUUAUUACAACUCAGGGUCACAGCGAAUCAGUGACAGCGAAUUCUCUGAUUACGACUGUGAAGAUGGGAUUGGUGUUAUCUCAGAUUACCGGCACAACGGCAGGGAUUUCCAGAGCUCCACUCUGUCUGUACCUGAGCAGGUUAUGUCGUCCAAUCACUGUUCACGAUCAGACAUGAUCCGCACACGCUCACGCUCACCAAGCGUCCCUCCCCCACAGAGUCGAAGUUUAGAUCACGGUGUAAGAGGACGACACUCGAAUUACGGCCCCCGACAUCGACUGUCUGAGGACAGAUACUCACCGGACAGUCACUAUCUUACCCUCCCUCCUCGAACCAGACACAGACAGCCAGCCACCGAUCCUGCUGUCCAGGACCCCAGUCUGCACCCCCUGAAAUGUGAAGACGCGGUCAAGUUACUACACUCACCUAGGAUGGCCCGUGCAUACUCUGAUGAGGCGUACAAUAGCAUGGACAGGAGAAUGAAGAAGGAUAGACAAAUGUCUGCCUACAGUGACUCAUUUGAAUCUCCUGAGAGAUAUUACAAUGGGCCCAAUCAUGGAUCUACUCCAUGCCCUAAUCAUGUCAUGAAUGGAAGUGGUGGAGACUACAGUAGGACAUGCCCCAGGAUAGAAAGUGAACCCUCUACAGAUACAGAAAGAGAGGAUCAUAUCCCCGAAUUCCCAGCUAACCAUGAGCACUUUGAGGAAGAUCUCAGGGCAAACCCCCGGACUGGCUCAGUCCAAACGAGUCCCACCAGCACGCCAGUAUCCAGUCGGAGAGGCCGGCAGCUACCGCAGGUCCCACCCAAGGGAUCUAUGGACAGAGAAGAUGGCGAGGGUGUGACUGAGCCUUGUGAAGGUACUCUGAAGGAUCCAUCUAGGCAGCGUGGAAUGGACAGUCUUUCCAUGAGGUCAUCGGACAGUGAUGUGAGCGACGUGUCCGCUAUGUCGAGUGCGUCUCGGCUUAGCAGCACGAGCUACAUAUCUGUCCAAUCAGAAAGAGCACGAGCCAACCGCAGGAUCAGCCGUACGGAGGCCCUUAACAGUCAGAGCGAGGAGGCGACUGUUGUUCCGAUAGAACAGGUGGAAGGAAGUGCUCUAGGGACAGGACAGGAAGAGGGGGUGGCUGAGGCUGCCGAGAACCCAGAGGAGGAAGUAGUGGAGGAAACUGAGAGGGCUCAGACGGCCACACCUGGCUCCAACAUCACCAAGAGCUCCAGUGUGGGCGGAGACAUGUGCUCGCUGGGCCGGAACGACGAUGAGGACGAUGACAAGAAGAGGCGGUCCAGUUUCGGGGCAAAGAUGGCGGCAAUGGUAGGACUUGGGAAGAAAAGCCAAAGUACAUCCCAGCUGGACCCGGAGGAGGAGGGUAAGAAGAAGAAGCCUGUGCGUCUGGCGAUCCAGCGGAGUGUGGAGACGGGUUUAGCAGUUGAGAUGAAGAGCAGAAUGACAAGGCAGCCCAGCCGAGAGAACACAGAAGACGGUGAAAAGGCAAAACCUGGAAAUCUUAUAUUCCCUGGGGUGAAGAUCUCAUCAGACAGCCAGUUCACUGAGUUUUUGGAUGGUCUUGGCCCCGCCCAGCUGGCAGGAAGACAGACACUGGCCACACCUCCCAUGGGUGACAUUCAGAUUGGUAUGGUCCACAGGAAGGAGAGGCUAGAUGUUGAAGUUAUUCGGGCCAGAGGUCUGGUGGGCAAACCAGGCAACAAACAGACACCAGCACCCUAUGUGAAAGUAUAUCUGCUAGAGAACGGCAAGUGUAUCAACAAGAAGAAAACACGGACAGCGAGAAAAACACUGGAUCCACUUUACCAACAGCAGCUUCAGUUUGAGGAGAACCCUGAAGGGAAGGUUUUGCAGAUCAUUGUUUGGGGGGACUAUGGCCGCAUGGACCACAAAUCCUUCAUGGGAGCUGCCCAGAUCCUAUUAGACGAUCUAGAGCUGACCAACAUGGUGAUUGGCUGGUACAAGCUCUUCCCUCCCACCUCAUUGGUAGACCCGACAUUGGCACCUUUAAGUAGCAAACCUUCAGAAUCAGGCCUGGAUAGCUCCAACGUUCGGUCGUAGCGGCACGAGGAGGUUAGCGAUGGAGAGCAGCAUGAGUAGCUACAGCUACAAACAGAAAGGAGACAGUCUUGACGGGUCACUUCCUGGCUACACUGCAUGCUUGAUGUUGUGUCCUCUGAGCCCGUGCAACGAGAGGCCUGAAAAGCCCUGCGUCCUUCUGCCAAAAAAUAAACUAAAAAAAAGUAUGCUGCUGUCAUGUGCAGGGAACGAAAGCCACAGGAAGUCUCCUUCUGCUGAGGAGGUGCAACCAAUAAGAUACGGCAGAGUUCUGAUUCUUUACAAGGUGGAUGUAGGAAAAAGUGAGCUGAUUUCUACAGGAAGUUUGCACAGAAGCACUGAUUUAGAAAAGGAAGAUACCAUUUUAUUUUGGCUGUUUACUUUCUGUUGUAUUUCAAGAGAUGUCAGUGUUUCUUACCUAGAACUUGAUAAGUUGUAGCUAUUACUGUGAGCCAAGCUGUGAAAAGAUUAUCCUGAAAGAGAGAAGCAUUUGUCUGAGGUGGGAUAGGAAAGAAAUAAGGUAACCUCAGAAAGAUGACAUCUAUGCGGGAAUGUGUACCAUACAUCAUCAAGAAAGACUGCCACAUGAUCUUCAAAGUUCAGUGAUGAGCAAAUGAAAUGGCCAGAUUUCAUUUUUGAUUCAGGAAACAACAGAAUUAAUCUUUUUUUUUUUGUGCUCCAGUAUGAUGUUCUGUUUGUUGAUGUACUGUGUAAAUUCAUGAGAAAUAUUUCUUUCUUUUUUUUUGCAUGGAUGCAAAUUAUUAUUUUUAUUUAUUUAUUUUUUAUUUUUUUAAGGCGUAAGGUUAUUUUUCUUGAGGCUGCAAAUAGCAAAAAAAUACAAAUAAAAAGAAUUGAAGAAAAAUACAAAUAGUUAAGGAUCCACUGAUCAGCCAUUUUCAACAGUUUGUAUUAUUUUUAAUAUGAAAUUCUCUAGUGCAUGGUUUUCAAAGAGACUGAAUGCAAAAUGAUAAAGACGUGAUUGUCAUCCUUUAGAAUAUUCUUCUGUAUUUUUACAGAUCUCACAGGUGUGGUCUGGUUGGACUUUAUAUCUCAUAAUAAUCGGGGGUGGGGGGUUGCAGUCUUCUACGGGAGGGAAAGAGAAGGUUGAGGAAAACACAAUAAAUGUACGAGACUAAGAUUAUGUGAAAAUUGUACAUUUCUCUCUCCAGAGGCAGCCAUAUUAGUGUUCAUGUGGAGACAGAGCUGUAGAUUAUUUUAUGGUCUGUCAUGAUUCCACUUUGUCACUUUACACAAGAAUGGCUCGUUCAUUCAAAGCAAGCAUGUUGAAAAGGGUCUCAACAUGGAUUGAGCACACCGUCUGAGUAAUACAGCAUGUUUUGAUAGAGACAUCUGGGAAUUUUUUCGCAGUAUUGUGUACAGUGCAUGUGGACCAGAGGCGCCGCCGUCUCCCUGAUCUGACGUCAUCCACAGAUUCAGGUCGGGGUCAAGGUUUUGUGGCCAAUGGUUCAGACAUUCAACGCAACAUUCCACCUCUUGGCACUCAUCUUUUUUUUUUAAGAAAAAAAGAAAAAAUAAUAACAGACAAAAGAAAACAAAAACACAUGGGGAUAAAAGAAGGUAAAGAAGAUAAUUUAUAUUUAUUCAAGGUUGACUUGGAAUAAAGGUUGCAAGUAUAUUUUAUUUUAUUAUUGUUAUAAAGAAAACAAUAUAAAAAAUGGAUCCCAUUGAAUGGUGCUGUACAAAGACUCUGAAUUCGGAGUGGACUGGACAAUGUUCUCUCUCGUCAUGUUGUUCAACACAACAGACACUGAUUGUCGAUUGAAGAGCUGGUCGGUUCAUGGAGAUGGGAAAAUUGCCACACAAUAUGAAUUUUUAAUUUUCUUUUUUUUUUUUGAGAGAGAAUAAAAUUCAUUUACUAAUUCC